This is a messenger RNA of Phlebotomus papatasi, 1455 nucleotides long. Its product is annotated as dehydrogenase/reductase SDR family protein 7-like. The transcript has 3 exons. Bases 123 to 1088 code for a protein of 321 amino acids. Gene Ontology annotation, cellular component: membrane. Gene Ontology annotation, molecular function: oxidoreductase activity. The record is from RefSeq and is a predicted model, not a curated record. NCBI's taxonomy places the organism in Eukaryota, Metazoa, Arthropoda, Insecta, Diptera, Psychodidae.
UCACACGAAGUGUCUGCUCUCUGUCUAUGGAUAUUUCUGCAUUUCGCGGCAAGUGUUUUGACAUCCUCCUUUGGCUUUUUUUCUUGAUUUUGUGAUUAAAAAAAAACAGGGAAAUAUUGAGAAUGCGUGAGGGAAUUGUGAGUGAGAAAGGAUCUUUUAGCAUGUUGAAGCUUCUGGGUUGGAUGUGCUUGCCAAUUCCGUACUUCAUUUACCAGAUAAUGCUGAGGAUGCGGGAACAGAAAGAACGACAAUUUCUCCAGGGCAAGGUUGUCCUUAUCACUGGUGCAAGUUCAGGGCUGGGAGAGAGCCUUGCACAUGUCUUCUACAUGGCCGGAUGCAAAGUCGUCCUCUCAGCUCGUCGCAAGGAUGAGCUAGAACGCGUCCGGAAGGAUCUUCUGGAAUGUUAUUCUACCACACCAACCCAUCCACCUGUUGUGGUUCCGCUCGAUUUGACGGACGUGAAUAGUCUGCCGGAGAAAGUAGCUGGAAUCCUCAAUAUCUUCGGUCGAAUUGAUAUUCUAGUCAAUAAUGGAGGAAUUAGUGUGCGUUCCGAUGUUCUCUCCACUUCCGUUGAUGUGGACAUCAAGGUGAUGCUGGUCAACUAUUUUGGUGCUGUAGCCCUCACAAAAGCCAUCCUUCCCCAUAUGAUCAAGCGUCAGGAAGGUCGCAUUGUCUUUGUGUCCAGUGUCCAGGGUAAGUUUGCCAUUCCCCAGAGAUCAGCAUAUGCAGCCAGCAAGCAUGCCCUGCAAGCAUUUGGUGAUUCCCUGAGAGCCGAAGUGGAUGAGCACAAUAUUCGAGUGACUGUGAUUAGUCCAGGAUACAUCAAUACAGCUCUCUCUCUCAAUGCCCUCACCGGAACUGGGGCAGCUUAUGGAAAAGUCGAUUCCACCACAAGUACCGGAGCAAAUCCUGAUGAAAUGGCUACGGAUAUUCUCAAAUGCAUCCUGAGGGAUUCAAAGGAUGUCAUUCUGGCUCCCAUAACGCCCAAAAUUGCCCAUUUCCUGAGAUAUUUCUGUCCUCCUCUGUAUUUCUGGAUAAUGGCUCGCAGGGCAGUUAAAUUGGCGGCUGAAAAGGAGAAGGAGUCCUGAGAGGAGGAUCAGCAAAUCCUUCAUUUCUUUCACAGGUACUCCUACUGGCCAAAAACCUUACCACAUUCUCCUAUUCAGUAGAAUUUCUCAAAACUUCUCUAUUCAAAAAUUUCUCCAAAAGAUUUUGGAAAUCAAAUGAAAUAAAAAAUAAUAAAAACGGGAACCUAGGGGACAUUAUUCGGGCAUCUAAUCUAAAUCUAAAACAUAUUUAAAAUAAUCCCAAAAUUGAUAAUUAGAAGGUUUUUGAGGAUUCAUCAUGGUUGUAGUCAAUAUUUUAAGCUGAAAGCUCAAUGUGAUCAUUAUAAAAGUAAAAUGGUAAAAGUCAAAUUGUUUAAAUUAAAAAUUAAAAUAUCUAAUUGCUUUUCAA